AUGGCGGUACAUAUGUUAGCUUCAGUUUCAACUGCUGGGACUUCGAAAACAGCUGAAAUAGAUGAAUCUGGAAAUGAUGUUUCGAGCUGUUUGGAAAAAAUUAAUAAACUCGAUGUUGGCUUUAUAACACAGCAGGAACAAUUUGAACAAAAAUUGACAAUGCAAAAGGAUGGUGGGGAAAAGAUUUCGUCAGGGACCGCUACGGGAGGACUUAUGACAGAAAAUAACCUGGAGAAGUUUACCUUAUUAUACGAUAAAUAUAACACACAGUGCAGUGAAUUAGAAAGAUUAGAAAAAGUAAAUGGUGAACUGGAAGAACAAUUGCAGAAAGUGAGACGAGAAUAUGAUAGCACUCAAGAAACACUUAAUAGCUGCCGAAGUGAGUUCUAUGCUCAUCGUCAAGGUUUGGAACGUCGGGUAGUGGACGUAGAAUUACAACUGAAGAUGACCACUCAACGUGCUGAAGCACGUGAGCAGCAUUAUCAGCAACGCAUAAAACAGAAUGAUGCGAAAUGGGAUCAGAAAUUUGUGCAGCUACUGAAAAAAAUAGAAGCAGUCGAAAAAGAAAAGAAUGAUGCUGUAUGCCGAUAUGCGGCAAGAGAAGCGCAAUUAAUACGACUACAAGCGCAAAUAGAUGGACUUGAAGUGCAGAAUAAUAUGCUAUUAGUAGAGAAAAAUACGUUACAAAAGAGCACCCAGUUCGAAUACUUACAAAAUAUGAAGCAUUCGUUGACAGAAGUGGAACGGCAGUUGUCACUCGAAAAGAAGGUUGGUAAAGAACGUGAGGAACAACACAGAAUGACUGUUAAGCACUUAGAAGCUAGUCAAACGGUACUUACAGAAUUUCGUUCUCGUUUGGAAUCUAUUCAAUCUCAGUUAGCACUGGAACAAAUGGAGAAAGAGGAAUGUCAGGAGAAACUGAGGAAGUCACAAGCAAUGUUGAAGGCUUGUUUCGAGUUUCAUCUUACAUUAGAACAGCAAUGUGCUGAAGAAAUGGAUGCAGCGAUAAAGAAAACAAAUAACCAGGAAGAGCUUUAUAACAAUGUAUGUGUCGAGUUGGCUUCGCUUAGAUCACGUAAUUCCACCCUCUCCCAACAGCUCGACCACGCUAAGCAGGCAAACGCUCAGUUGCAGGUAGAAUCUCAGCAGCUGAGUGAGGAACUCAUUCAGGCUCGUCAAACUCAUCGAAUUGCUUUGGAAAAAUUAGAGUCUCUGGAGGAAGUGCAGGCACUUAAUCUGCGCCGUGUUAAGCUGGCAGAGAUUGCGACAAUAGAUGCAGCUGCGGAGCGUGACCAAGCGGAAGCGGAGGCAGCACAAUGUCGUAAGCAGGCGGAAAGGAUGCUCGAAAUCACUGAGCAGUUAGCCGAUAAAAACUCUUCAUUAACUUCACAGCAGGAAAUGUUCAGAUGCAAGAAUUUGGAAUUAAGUCAGCGGGUAAAGACGUUGGAAUCUUCUUUGUCAUUCUCUGAAAGACGUGUUGUCGAAUUGGAACGAGAGCUGAAAUUGUUAAAAGUUGAUAGUUCUGCAGAAAUUGGAACACUACGGCAGCAAAUUGACACAAAUAUUGCCAAAGAGCAGAAGUUGAAUGCAGUUAUUAAUGAACUUCGUAAUGAACAGAAAGUACUGAAGAAAAAGAAUUCGAGUUCUCUGAAGGAAUUACGCGCUGAAGUGCAGCAUUUACGUAAAUUGCAAUCUCGAAGUCCGAAUUCAUCCCCACCAAAUGCACCACCAGUAGAAAAUAAUUUGUCACUUAAUGUGCUACCUAGCGGUGCAAUGGGUCUAUCUACUUCAUCUCGAACGUCAUCGAUGGCAUCGUCCACUGAUAUAUUUCCACUGGCUAUUGAUUGUACCUCUACCUCCAUCAGUCGAAUUGCUACUCAUCGAAAGGAAUCUCAGCAGUUCAUAAUAUCACUUUCAUCAGACGAAGCAAAUCAUAUGCAACAGCAAAUGAUUGAGAAGAUUGUGAAGCUACAACAGCAGUUGGCUAGACGACAAGAUAAGAUAGAAUUUCUGGAAGAACACGUUCGACAGUGUACACAGGAACUGUUGAAGAAAACAAAGAUUAUUCAAAAUUUCGCACUACGGGAAGAGGCGUCUCUGUUGUUACCAGAAGGUGAUUUGAAUAAAAUAACACGUGGACCCAAUGGUAGUAGUAGUAAUAGUAGUUCGUUCUCUUUAAUAGGGAACUUGUUUACAAGCACUGCAAAUGGUGCCACUGGAAAGUCUGAAUUGAAAUUUGCAACGGAAGUAAAUUCACGCCUACAAGCUGUGCUCGAAGAUGCACUGCAUAAAAAUAUCACACUUAAGAAUAACAUCGAUACCUUGGGUGAGGAAAUCUCUCGGUUAUCACGCGAAAAUCGACAGCUAUCGCUUUCCAAAAUUAUAUAA
Messenger RNA from Brugia pahangi, 2388 nucleotides. The record is from the annotation of a GenBank genome assembly. Lineage: Eukaryota; Metazoa; Nematoda; Chromadorea; Rhabditida; Onchocercidae.